AUGGCCUCUCGCAGCGCUCCGCUCCGCCGCUCUGACCGUAGCUCCGCAUGCACCCCAUUGCGAGAAUCCUGUGAUGUUAAGUCUUCAGGUGCACUGAAAAGUUCUCUGACCUCUGAAACAUGUCAGCAGGUUAGGAAACAGAAAAGUGAGACAAAUCUGAACAGUGAUAAGAGUGUAACUGCUUCUGGAACUGGAAAGAGAUUUGCAUCUCUUGGGUUAACACCAGCUAAUGGGACCCGGAAGCCUACAAAAGAUCUUAUGCUUAUGAAAGAGAAAAAGAAACAGAAGGCACUGGAGAAGGAGAUUCGUGCAUUAGUGAGAGAGCGUGGAGAGCAGGAUAAAAAACUUAUGGCUCUGGAAGAGGAUUUUGUUAAGGCUGAAGCCAAGCUGAGUGCUGCAGUUCAGGAGAAAACAUCUCUUUUGGCAAAUGUUGCAUGCCUGAAAAAACAGCUUCUGGAAUUAACAAGAACCAAUGAACUACUGAAGUCAAAGCUGUCUGAAGAUGGUAUGCAGAAGAAAAUGAGCAGCUUGUGCAUGGAAUUAAUGAUGCUCAGAAACAAGAGGGAUGCUAAGGAAAAGACUGCACUUGCAAAGCAAGAAAACAUGGAAAUGAAGCUGCAGGAAGUGCAAAGGAAUCUAGAGCAUUCCAAAGGAAAAGUAGCACAGUUAGAAGAAAAACUGUCUGCUACUGAGAGAGAGAAAAUUGAAGAAAAAUCUGACACUGAAAAACUCCUGGAAUAUAUCACAGAGCUCAGCAGUGUUGCAGACACAGUUGAGAAAUACAAACUAGAUGUUGCCCAAAUGGAGGAGACUCUGACAAAGAAAGACCAAGAUAUUCAGAUCCUGAAGGAAACCCUCAAAACAAAAGAAGAAGAAUCAUUUAAACUGACACAAGAACUUAAUGAAAGUCAAAUGCUUCAACAAGAAAAAGAGAAAGAGCUGUCUGAGAUCAGAGGAAAAUUUCAGAGUAUGAAUGCUGAAAUGGAAGACCUGAAAAAAACAAUUGGCUUAAAAGAACACCACCACCAAAACCUGCUUCAGAAACAUGAUGAGAUGAUUUCUCAGCUGCAGCAAGAGAAGGAGUCAUCUGCAUUAAUGCACCAGAAGUUACUAGAGUUUCAAGAUGAGGUAGCAAGUGAGAGACAUCUUCUUGAAGAAGAGCUGAAUGAUACAAUGCAUGAGCUCAAUAAAUUACAUGCUAAGGAGAAGAAAGCUGAAAAGUUGGUGAAGCAGCUGGAACGAGAAAUCCACUCUCAAGCUCUUGAACUUGCACAGAUGGAGGAGAAGUUGAAAGGAAAGAAUGCUGAGUUGGAGCAAAUCAACAAAACACACAGCAAUGCUGUUUUGCAGAUCCAAGAAGAGCAUAGCAAUACAUUGUGUAAACUUGGGCAGACUGUUGCUGAGUUUGAAAGCUACAAGAAGACAGCAGCUGAAGAAAUACACAACCUUAAACUGGAGAACACCUCUCUGGAAGAAGAAGUUGCCAGCCUAAAAAAAAUAGGCCAAGAUAACCUACAGCAGCUUCAAGAAGCAGAAAAUGCUAAAAAUAAAGCAAAAGAAGAAUGUGCAAGGAUGGUUUUGGAAGUCCAGACAAAGCUUGCACUAAAAGAAGCAGAAGUGGAGAGAACAAGAGAGUCUUGUCUUGCACAAAUGACUAAACUUCAGGAUAAACUGAAAGAAGAAACUGAAAAUCUGAAAAGAAAACUUGAAGUGGAAAGCUCAAGGAAAACCAUAAAUGAAGAUAUGACCUCUAGCUUAAAAGAAGAGAUAAAGACCUGGCGUAACCUGUAUGAGGAGUUGCAUAAUAAAACUAAGCCUUUUCAGCAACAACUAGAUGCAUUUGAAGCAGAGAAGAAUGCACUCUUAAAUGAGCAUGGUGCAGCCCAAGAAGAAUUGAAUAAACUAAGUGAUGCCUAUGCUAAACUACUUGGCCACCAGAACCAGAAGCAAAAAAUCAAGCAUGUUAUGAAGCUCAAGGAAGAGAAUAUUCAUCUGAAGCAGGAUGUCUCAAAACUGCGUACAUUGCUAGCAAAAGAAAAGCAAACCAGCAGAGACCUUCAGGAGCAACUGUGUGCAAUUCAGGGCAUCAGGCGUUUUGAUCCUUCCAAAGCUUUCCAGCAUGAUCGCAAGGAAAAUAUUCCUCCAAAAACUCCUUUCAAAGAAGGUAAUCGCCAAUAGAUGUACAG
Molecule: messenger RNA, 2186 nt
Organism: Indicator indicator
Lineage: Eukaryota; Metazoa; Chordata; Aves; Piciformes; Indicatoridae
Gene: HMMR
Product: hyaluronan mediated motility receptor
Exons: 18
Coding region: 1-2178 (725 amino acids)
Cellular component (GO): membrane
Molecular function (GO): hyaluronic acid binding
Source: RefSeq, a predicted model, not a curated record